Austrofundulus limnaeus is the source of this 2051-nucleotide messenger RNA. It is a transcript of the gene il17rd, whose product is annotated as interleukin 17 receptor D. Bases 83 to 907 code for a protein of 274 amino acids. The record is from RefSeq and is a predicted model, not a curated record. Gene Ontology annotation, molecular function: interleukin-17 receptor activity. The transcript has 3 exons. NCBI's taxonomy places the organism in Eukaryota, Metazoa, Chordata, Actinopteri, Cyprinodontiformes, Rivulidae.
GGUAGAUCCACUGCCGACCCACAGAUCAAGCGCCUGGUGCUGAGGGUGAUCUGUAGCACUUCCUGGUUUCAGGUUCAAGCUCAUGGACCAGCUGCCGCAGCUCUACAYUCGGCUCCACGCGGGUCAGUCUGGUCUGGUGGACCAGGACCAGCAGCCCCUCAACGUCUCCAGGAGGAACUACUUCCGGAGCAAGUCGGGGCGCUCGCUCUACGUGUCCAUCUGCAACAUGCACCAGCACAUCAGCCAGAACCCGGACUGGUURGAGAGGCAGCUUUCUCCUGACGGCUCUUCAUCCGACCCCUCUUCGGUACCGGGUCCGAGCCCACCUUCAGAGCCCGCCGGACCCUCGCCACCUGCAGUCGAGCAGAGGUUUCACCCCGGCCUGGUGCUGAACCAGGUGGUGGUGAGGACGCCGUCGAUGGACGGGGUCGACGGAGCGCCGAGGAAGAAUGUGCUCCUGCAGGCCUCCAGCUCCAGUCCUGGACCUGGUCUUUGUCCCAGUCCAGACCUGCCUCACUGUUCCCUGUCUGCGCAGGGAUCCGCUUCAAGGUCCACCCCUGAGGAGUCCUGCUCCUCUUCCUCAGCUCCCCCCGUCCUCCAGGAUGAAGAGUCCCCUCCCCKCGUCCAGGUGGAAGAGGAGCAUCCUUCGGUUCCAGAGGCCCCACCCCCCCGCGACUCGGGCAUCUACGAUUCGUCGGUGCCCUCGUCGGAGCUGUCCAUUCCCCUGAUGGAGGGGCUGUCACAUGACCAGGUGGACUCCGCCUCCCUGGCGGAGAGCGAGUCGUCUUCGUCGGGGCUGGGUGACGAGGAGGCGCCGACGGUCACGCCGCUGCGCUGCAGCACCGUCUGCAAGGCCGAGCUGCACCACCUGGAGCACGGCAGCGGCGCACACGCAGCCUCGCUGUAGGGGGCGCUCUGAGCCAGGAGGAGCAGGAAGCAGCCGGGAGGAGCAGGAAGCAGCCGGGAGGCGCCGCUGUGGUCAUAAAAACCAAACCAGAGGAGCGGAGCCGUGGUUCCUGGUGGUCCGGAACACUGAAACUUUGCCUGAACCACUUUUCUUCAUCACGGCGUCCAGCGGUUCUGGAUCGAUGAACUUUAAUCCUUAAUUUAAACAAAUAAUCUCACAGAGAUGAAGAAACGAGCGUCGAUUACGUCCUCUGGUGCUGACGGUCGACGGAACGAACAAAGUUUCCUUCACGUAAGAGUUGGAUUUUUGGUUCUGGUCGGGUCCAGAAAUGUAGAAAACGUCAAGAAAAUCGUGCCAAAAUCUGACAAACGCCUUAAUUUUUACACCCAAUUUGUGCUGUUUUUCAGCUAUUUAAAUUAAAACCAACAAAACAACCUAUUUACCACUGGAAAAACACUUUUUAUAGAAUAUUUUAUUCAUAAAAACUGUAAAUAUUCUCCAUAACUUCAUGGUUUAUUUACAGUGCGACACAGAGAACGCAGAGAGACGGUACAACUGCCUGAAAAUGUGAGAAAAUGUGACGUAAGUGUCAUUUUAGUGAAUAGAAAUUAAAAUAUUAUUCAGGAAUUUCUGCCCUAAAAUGAACAUUUCUCUUUCUGAUCCACUCAGCCCUGCAGAGAUCAUAAAUAUUUAUAUUUUUACAUGAAGUACGUGUUUCUGAAUGACUUUUUUUUAUUUUAAAAAAAUUACAAUUUAAGAACAGUUUUUAGAAGAGAGAACAUUUAAAACUUCAAGGAUGUUUUUAUUUUUGGUGCUUUUUUAAAUCAGAAAUAAAUUUCCCGUUCAUAUUUUACUAGUUUUCUGGCAGGAAGCUCCAGUUAUUUUAUUAUUCUUAACAAAAACUUCAAAUUUUACUGUUUUUAAGUCAUUUUAAGCUCAGUUUUCAGAUUUAUUUGAGUCGCUGCUCAGUCUGCAUGUUUGUUUGUUUGUUUGUUUGUUUGGACUGAAGAUUUAUUAUCACUUACUUGUAAAUAUGAGAACUAUUUCAUUGUGUACAGUUAGAGUAUUAGUAUUUUUAUAUCCAUUUUAUAGAAAUGUAAUGUUUUUUUUACAUUAAUGUAGGUAAAUAAAUGUCUGCAUCACA